This is a messenger RNA of Anastrepha obliqua, 390 nucleotides long. RefSeq lists its product as uncharacterized. The transcript is spliced from 2 exons. The record is from RefSeq and is a predicted model, not a curated record. NCBI's taxonomy places the organism in Eukaryota, Metazoa, Arthropoda, Insecta, Diptera, Tephritidae. The annotation marks the transcript as partial.
AUGGUUAUCAUGGUUUUGGCGGCAUUAUUCACCGAGAACUACAGGGAAAAGAGAUCGGAAGAGAGGCGUCUCUUCAGACGCAAGAAGCGAGAACAGGAGAAGCGUGAGCGUUUCAAGACCGGAGCAUCAGCCUGCAGAGAUAAAAACGGAAAUCUGGUUAUGGAUACACAGUCCACACCGGGCAUAUGGAGGGAACACUUCUGCUAUUUACUUGCUGGCGAUGACGCACACAAUUCCGACCCAGUAGAAGAUGACCCGAUACCGCCAAUCGACGAUAAUUUGGACGUUCCACCACCUAGCCAUGCCGAAGUCAGAGUUGCCAUUCAGCGGCUCAAGAAUAACAAAGCGGCUGGCGCUGACGGCUUGCCCGCUGAAUUGUUCAAGACUGGC